AGGGUACAAUCCGCGGUUCCUGAAGCCCAAUUACUCAGCAGUUAAUAAGUGAAAAGAGGAUCACUCAUCCAAGAGUUCGUCUCAUCCUUCCCAUAACAACUCUUAAUUUCAUCCUCAUCUUAUAUUGCCACUAACAAAGAAAGAUUACUUAUUAUUGUGCCAAAAAAAAAAGAGGAAAAAGAAAAAAAACCACUACUACAAUGGCACGAUCCUUCACCACCACUUCCCCCACCAACGGCAGUUCCGCCUCUUAUUCUGUACGUGCCGGAGCACUCGACUGUCUCAAAAUACUUCUCUUCAUAUUCUUCUUAAUCUUAUUGAUAUCUAUAGUUCCUUGUGCUACCUUCGCCGUAAUUCGCCUGCAACCUACCCUCCCAGUAUUCACGUUGGAAUCUUCUCUCCUCUCUUUCACCAACACUUCCAUCUCCAAGGUUAACACAAUAACCGCCAACUGGAACCUCACUUUCACCGUCGAAAACCCUAACAACCAUGGCAUAGUCUAUGACCAAAUCACUGCCUCGGCGUUUCACGAGAAGGAAUGUCUCGCCAACGCUGCUAUUGCCGCCUUCGAGCUACCUAGAAAGAACAAGACUACCUUCCUAACUGGGUUUUCUGGUAUGAGAUGGAGAUGGGGUUCCCGUAAUUGCAGUCGUGUGAACAAUGAGACACAGUGCGAAGGACUUAAGGUGGUUUGGCGUGCAAAAGCUAGUUUUGAAGGUUGGACGUGGCCGACGAGGAGGGAUAACAUGACAGCGGAGUGCACGGCGGCGUUUGAUUCCGGCUGGGAAUGCAAUGUUAGUGGGAAAUGGAAGGAUAUUAAGGGUAUGUCCCUCAAAGUGUUCUGGGGUUACAUUUUUUUCGCGGGAGUAGCUCUUUGUGUUCUACUUAUUUCAUAUUAGAUUAGCAACUCGGUAUAAUAACCCAAGGGGUGGUUCAAUGGCAACUUGGUAUAAUAAGCAACAGCAGACACCAACUUCUACCAAGUUUGCAAUGUAGGGCAUGAAUUUUGUAUUAACAAACAUCAAAUCUCUAUUUGGGAACAAAUUGAAAUGUGAUAU
This is a messenger RNA of Rubroshorea leprosula, 1058 nucleotides long. Lineage: Eukaryota; Viridiplantae; Streptophyta; Magnoliopsida; Malvales; Dipterocarpaceae. The record is from the annotation of a GenBank genome assembly.